Messenger RNA from Polyodon spathula (Mississippi paddlefish), 903 nucleotides. RefSeq names its product C-X-C motif chemokine 11-1-like. Gene Ontology annotation, biological process: cellular response to lipopolysaccharide; chemokine-mediated signaling pathway; inflammatory response. Gene Ontology annotation, molecular function: CXCR chemokine receptor binding; chemokine activity. Bases 152 to 535 code for a protein of 127 amino acids. NCBI's taxonomy places the organism in Eukaryota, Metazoa, Chordata, Actinopteri, Acipenseriformes, Polyodontidae. The transcript has 4 exons. Gene Ontology annotation, cellular component: extracellular region. The record is from RefSeq and is a predicted model, not a curated record.
AAAUGUUAGGUGAGUUUAAAUCUUACACAAGGUUAUAACAGUUACACAUUCCUGUGUCUCCAGAUUAAUUUAAAAAAAAAACUAUUCUGACCUGAUUUCAUUGGCUUGUUGGAAAGGAAAAGUGAAAGUUUCACAUUGGGCUACAGUACAGAUGACUUGUUGCUCUCAUUUCUAUUCUACUCACCCUGAGGGAAAGAUGAACAUAACUACAGUUGCUCUUUGUGCUCUUCUUUUUUUAGUUGCAACAACUGAAGAAAGAAUUGUUUCCUCUGGUCAGAAAUGUCUUUGCAUUGGAGAAGGAUUAAAUUUUAUCAAAACUAAACUCAUUCGCAAUAUACAGGUUUUUCAGAAGAGUAUCACCUGUGACAAAGUUGAAAUCAUUGCCACAUUUAAGAAGACUGGGAAGCAAGAAUGUCUUAAGCCGGAUUCCAAGAGGGUGAAGAAGAUUCUUGAUAGGCUUUUAAACAAACGAGGACUCAAACAACAAUCAAAGAGAAGACAAGGGAAGAAAACAAAAGCGUUUUUAUCCCAUUGAAGAGUUUCUGUGCAUCAUUAUUCGUCUUCCAGUGAUGUGUUGUGUGACAAUCUAAAGGAUUCAUUUAUAUGUUGAAAGUAAUAGCAAAUUAGAUGGCGUGGCACGGUGGAAGUAAAUAGCAUUGGUGUGCUUUAUAUCUAAAUUUGGCAGAUACACGUGUGGAAUGUGGCUGGGUCUUGAUUGAAUAAUUGAUCGUUUGUUUGGGGUGACUGGUUGAGGUGUGAAGCUGAAUGCCCAGCCUGAACAGUAGUGUUUCUGUCCAGAUUUCUUUUGUUAUGUUUGAACCUUUUAUUUUGGCCCCUGUGCCUUUGUUUCUUUGUUUUUGUUUGUUGUGUUGAAUUAAAGUGUGCUUUGCGCUUAAAACUGCA